Molecule: messenger RNA, 669 nt
Organism: Acytostelium subglobosum LB1
Lineage: Eukaryota; Evosea; Eumycetozoa; Acytosteliales; Acytosteliaceae
Exons: 2
Coding region: 1-669 (222 amino acids)
Cellular component (GO): membrane
Molecular function (GO): glycosyltransferase activity
Source: RefSeq, a predicted model, not a curated record
AUGGUAACGUUUGUGGUGUUGACUUCAGAUGUAUUCAAGGAGACGAGGACAAAGGCUGUUAGGGAGACUUGGGCCAAACGUGCAGUGGACAUGGGCUGGAGAGUGUUCUAUUACUCAGAGACAGAUAUGGGCAGUCCCCACGACACAAUCGCUACACACGAGAGCGAUGCCAGUUCAUUAGGCAAUGACAUCAAACAAUGGAAGGCUUGGAAGCAUGCACAGAAAUGUUGCUCACAUAGAUCAGACUUUUAUAUUAAGGUGGAUGAUGAUACUUAUGUUAAUGUAGAGCGUAUGGAGAAGAUGCUGCUGCCAUAUGAUCCAGAGUCAGUGGCCAUUCUAGGACAGUGCAUUGGUACACCAUGGAAUCCCAAACCAUUCUGUGGUGGCGGUGCCGGUAUCAUCUUGCCUCGCGGCGGCCUGGACAAAAUGAUGGAGUGGUACGAGAACAAGCAGUGCAUCGACUAUGGUCACAACGAUCUGACCACAUCGUUCUGCUUCUUCGACAACAAUGUCACCUAUACAUUGGUGGCGGAGCUGUACCCCGAGAAGCCGACCGUCUGGCAAGAGAUGGUCAAAGGCGCCACCUUCCAUCAUCUAUCCCAUCAAGACAUGUAUGAUAUGCAUCAAGUGUUCUAUGGUAGCGAAAGGAUAAAGAAGGACACAAAAUGA